Messenger RNA from Effrenium voratum, 1380 nucleotides. NCBI's taxonomy places the organism in Eukaryota, Dinophyceae, Suessiales, Symbiodiniaceae. The record is from the annotation of a GenBank genome assembly.
AUGAACGUUGCAGCUUCUCCGAAUGAUCUGAGUGAAAUCAUCGAAGCCGACCGCAACCACGUUUGGCACCACCUGCUUCAGCACAAGGGGCUGGAGAUCAAUGAUCCGAAAAUCAUGGUGGAAGGCAAGGGUAUGCGGCUCUGGGAUGCGACCGGAAAGGAGCAUCUGGAUGCUGUUUCUGGAGGUGUCUGGACCGUGAAUGUCGGCUACGGGCGCGAAUCCAUUGCAAAUGCGGUGCGCGAUCAGCUGAUCAAGCUGAACUACUUCGCCCAUUCGGCCGGAUCGAUCCCGGGAUCGCUGUUUUCCGAACGCCUCAUCUCGAAAAUGCCGGGCAUGAGCCGGGUGUACUUCACCAACUCCGGCACAGAGGCGAAUGAAAAGGCGUUCAAGAUGGUCCGUCAGAUCGCGCACAAGCGCUUUGGCGGCAAGAAACACAAGAUCCUUUAUCGGGAGCGGGAUUAUCACGGUUCCUCAAUCACCGCGAUUUCCGCCGGUGGCCAGCAAGAACGCAAUGCCCAGUAUGGCCCCUACACGCCAGGCUUCGUCGAGGUGCCUCACUGCUGCGAUUACAGGGCCCAGUGGGACGUAGACAAUUACGGCGAACGUGCCGCCGACGCGAUCGAGGAAGUCAUCCUGCGCGAAGGCCCGGACACGAUCGGUGCGCUCUGCCUGGAACCUGUGACCGCCGGGGGCGGCGUCAUCACCCCGCCUGAAGGCUACUGGGCGCGUGUGCAGGAGAUCUGCAAGAAAUACGACAUUCUUCUUCAUAUCGACGAGGUCGUCUGCGGUGUGGGACGCACCGGCACCUGGUUCGGUUACCAGCAAUACGGUAUCAAGCCGGAUUUCGUGACAAUGGCAAAGGGCGUCGCUUCCGGUUACGCCGCGAUCGCCUGUCUGGUGACGACUGAAGAUGUCUUUGAAAUGUUCAAGGACGAUGCCAGUGACCCGAUGAACUUCUUCCGCGACAUCUCCACCUUCGGCGGCUGCACUGCCGGACCGGCGGCAGCGCUCGAGAACAUGCGGAUCAUCGAGGACGAAGGCCUGCUCGACAAUACCACCUUGAUGGGUGAGCGCCUGAUGUCAAACCUUCACGGCCUGAUGGAAAAACACCGGGUCGUCGGCGACGUUCGUGGCAAGGGCCUCUUCUGUGGCGCAGAGCUUGUGGCUGAUCGCGCGACCAAGGAACCGGUUGCUGAAAAACUGAUGCAGGCGGUUGCAGCAGACUGCAUGGCCCAGGGUGUGAUCAUCGGCGUCAGCAACCGGGCGGUUCCCGGCCUGAACAAUGUGAUCUGCCUGUCGCCUGCCCUGAUUUCCACGCCGGAUGACAUCGACAAUAUAACAGACGCCAUCGACGGUGCGCUGACGCGGGUCUUCAGCUAG